Phlebotomus papatasi is the source of this 5442-nucleotide messenger RNA. Its product is annotated as ankyrin repeat and sterile alpha motif domain-containing protein 1B-like. Gene Ontology annotation, cellular component: cytosol. The coding region runs from base 266 to 2731 and encodes 821 amino acids. The record is from RefSeq and is a predicted model, not a curated record. Gene Ontology annotation, molecular function: protein binding. The transcript is spliced from 3 exons. NCBI's taxonomy places the organism in Eukaryota, Metazoa, Arthropoda, Insecta, Diptera, Psychodidae.
CCUCUGGUAGUCUCAAUAGCGCAGGCGCUGGGUAGUGUCCCAUAUAAAUUUGCCAACAUUUAGGCAUUCUAUUUUGAAACUACUGAAAGAAAAAGAGAGAUUUUUUUUGGGCAAGAAAAGAAAAAGGAAAAUGAAAGGAAAAUGCAUAAAAUUGGGGUGAAAAUGUACAAAGUGGGUGACAAUAUUUGGUGAAAAAGUCCUUUUUGUGGUUAUUUCUGUUUUUUUUGUUGUUUUUUGUUGUUGUUGUUGCUAUUUGGUUUGUGUGAUGGGCAAGGAGAAUGAAUUUCUUGAAGCUGCCCGAACUGGGAAUGUGAGUACGGUGGAAAAGUACCUGUAUCAGCGCUCAAAGCGUUCCGGACCCCUUGCCAGUCUCAGACGUACCCCAACAACAAAUGUACAGGACUCCAAUGGCUACUCAGCCUUGCACUAUGCUGCCCUAAAUGGUCAUACUGAAGUGGUACAGUUGCUAUUGAUUGGUGAUGCUAAUCCCAAUAUUCAGGAUACACGAGGAUCUGGACCAUUGCAUCUGGCUGCAUGGGCUGGACACCAUGAUAUUGUUAAAUUACUUCUGGCUCACAAUCAUCGACCAGCUGAUGCAAAUCUCCUGACAGCUGAUGCUGAUACCCCAUUGCACUGUGCUGCCCAACAUGGUCACACUGGUGCCCUGACGACACUCCUGGCCUACGGGGCAGAUCCUACACUCACAAACAUUCGCGGUGAGACACCAUUUGACCUAGCAGCACAAUAUGGACGUUUUCAGGCCGUUCAGAUGCUGAUACGGGCUCAUCCGGACCUAAUGGCACCAUUCCGGCGACCACUGACAGAUGGUACUACACACCAUCACACGCCACUUCAUUUGGCAGCUCGAAAUGGUCACUCACGUGUCGUUGAGAUUCUCCUGGCGGCCGGGAUUGAUGUAAAUGUUCAGACACCAGGUGGCUCUGCUCUCCAUGAGGCAGCACUCUGUGGCAAAGAUGCCGUUGUACGCAUUCUACUGUCAUCUGGUGCCGAUUUAGGUGCCACUGACAGUCAUGGACGCACGCCAAUUGAUCUUCUAGAACAAUUUCCGCCACAUGUCACACGACGCAUCAUCAAUGUCAUAACAAAUUUUCAGCAUGAUCCAUGGCGUCGUCGACCACGUUCAUCGAGUCCACGGAGUCCGGCCCGAAGUGCGGCCCCAGCUCCGGCCCCAAAGAAGCCCCCAAGGAGAAAUCUCAGUGUAUCACCGACGAAUCUUGUGGCACAUCAACGUGAUGCUGACAUUGCCAUGCGGAACUAUGAUUCCACCAGAAAGCUCAAAAGAUGGCGUCAUAGUCACUUCAUCGAACACUGUAUCAACGCCGCUAGAUGCCCCCUCAGCCCUACGAAUUACCUUCAGCCACCAACACCGGAACAUGCGCCCCCAAGUGCAGCCACUGCCGAAGCCACCAUUCAUCUGCAUAUGCGCCCCCUCAGUGUGGCCUUUAGCGAUGUCGCUACGUCACCUGACUCAGCUUACAGCGCCACUAGCAGUGACAGUGACAGUGACAGUGAUACCAGUGACACACUAUUUCGCGGGACAAUUGUCCUUACCAGUACGUCACGGCGUGAUCAUGAGAAAUCCCGCACAUGUAUCAUCCAUCAGCGUUUUGAUGUCAUUGACCGUGAACGUCUGGGAUCCAGUGAAGUGGUGCCAUCUGUCACAAAUGACAAUCAUGAAGUGGAUAGUGGAGGCGCGAGACAAGAAAUUGGAGGUGACAUUGUGGAUUUGGCUGGGAUGAUGGAGAAGAAAGAAUGGCGUGAUUUGUCAAAAUCACUUGAAUUAUUUGGUGAUGAUGAAUGUGAAUGUCAAAAUGAUGACAAUGAAUUGUCAGCCAUAUUGAAUAGUAUUGGUUUGGGUCAUUUGACAGAUAGUUUCAUUGACAAUGGCUUCGAUAGUUUGCCAUUUAUUGAAGAUACUCUCAGAAUGGAUGAUAUUGCGAUGGCUAAGGAGGAUUUUGAGAAAUUGCUGGGGAUUCUACCAAAACAGGAUACAUCGCCAUUUACUUAUUGUGAUUCUGUGGGAUUUGACUUGAGAAAAUGGUUAGAGAGUAUCCAUCUUGUUGGGUAUAUUGAGACAUUUGAGCGCCAUCUUGUGAAGAAUUGGGAACGUAUUAGUGGAAUAUGGGAAAGUGAAUUGCAGACAUUGCUGGAAAUUGACAAAAUUGGUCAUCGUCGGAGGAUUUUAGUGUCAUUGGAACACAUUAAACCGGUUUUAGUGGCAAAUGGUCAAUGUUGCGAUGUCAAACCACUGGAAAUGCGGAAUCCAUGGGAAGUAAUUGGUGUUGUUGGUAGUGCAAAAUGGCGUCAUCAAUCAAUUAAACUUGUUAGUAGUGCUAUUACCUACAGAGCCAUCUAUCUUGGUGCUACACCAAUUGAUACAACCCAUUCAGCUACACAGACACGUGAAUCAAUUGUCACGCUAAAACGCAAAGAGGCACCACGUAGUGCCAUUUGUCUAACAAUAAGUCAUCGUGGUAUUGAACAGAGACAUUCGGAUGAUGAUCAAAAUGGUGUUCAUGAGUACAGUAUGCGUGAUAUAGCUUUUGCAUGUCAAGAUGCUGAUGAUUUUUCCCAUUUUGCCUUUAUCACCAACGAAGGACGCCAUCUAUGUCAUGUUUUUAGUGCCCAAUCAAUGGAUAUUGCAACAGAAAUUAUCCUAACAAUUGGUCAAUGUUUCGAAAUAGCCUAUCAAAUGGCUAUGAAUGAGUAAAAGACCAUCAUGCAUCAGCUGUGGACCCUAAGCCCUUUCACUGCCACAAAAAAAAAACUUUACAAAAAAAGAUAUUGACACGUAGAUCCUCUCAUUAUCCUAAAAUUUUUUGACUAUUUUUAUUAGUAUUCCUGUGAGAAAAUGAAGAACCUGAAGCAGGUCAUUUAAGUGUAAGGGGGAAGAUGUGGAGUACCUUUGAAUAGAGGCGUUCAUAUAAGGGAAUUCGGUAACAAUAUGACAGCUUUCCUGUAACUGAUACAGCCCCAUAGCAAAAAUUCCGCGGAAAUUCCAGUGAAAAACUAGCGUACAAAUUGCAAAAUUCGCUGGAAUUUGACGCAAAAAUUCCACUAAGUUUUCCCUAUGGAAUUUGGAGCAGGAAAUUCCAUUGGAAUCAUAGCUCUCCAUGGAAUUUCAAGUACGAGUAGCGAGAAUUCUAUCACACAUACCAAUAUACUUUCCUCCAAAAUCUAUCAGGUAUGAGUUUCUAAAAAUCUAUCUCAGGUAUUAGUUUUUUCAGAAAAUUUUAUUUAACUGCCAAGAGCAAUUCAGAAAAAAAAUUUAAGAUGAUAUUUGUAUUCUCAACUUAUGGUUCUUUAAGUACUAUUUUACGACUAUUUUGUAUCUUAUAUUACUUAAUUUUUAUUAAUUAUUUUUACAUUUACAAUUAUUUUGUGUUUUUUAAUCAAUUUUCAUGCUACGAAACCUAUAAAUUGUCAUCACCUAAUGAAGUUUUGCCAACGAGGGGAAUUAAUUAGAACAAAUUUUGGCAUUUUCUCGUCUUUAGCGAGUUUUUUUUUGGAUAUUGAAAUACUUGAGAGAUAAAUAUAUUUAAGAUAUUCGGAAUUUUUGAGAAUCAAUUGCGUUAUUCUCAUAAUUUCUAUACUGGAUUGAAACGUGACCUUUUUUGAUAAUCGUAGUCUUAAUUGUGGUAAAACCCAUUCAAUUGUUAAUUCAUUUAUGAUGUUACAAUCUGUAUAAAAAAUGUGGAACUUUAUGGCACUUUACCGCACUUUAAAAUGAUAUUCCAAUAUUCUGAUUCUUGGUCUAUUAUUUUUUUUUAUUUAAAUCAUAAAAAUGUUAUUAAAUAAUUUUUUCACAAGAGAGAGUUAAUUAAAUAUUCUAUACAAGGGAAAAGUGCUCUCUGCAGUUCAGACUUUACCAUCUUUUUCCGGGAAAAUCGAAAAUAAACCUUAAUUUUUUGCUACACAAAUAAAAUCUGUAAUUCAUUAAGAUCCAAUGCCUACCUCAUUUAAUAUUAAAAGUUCUUAAUUUUUUUGUUACAAGACAAAUAAAAAAGCAAUCUGGAUUUGUUCCAAGACAUAUGGUACAAUUUUGCCUUCAAAUGUGAAAGUACAUGCCUCUGAAUCUAGAACAGUUUCUGAAAAUAUUGCUGUCGAAAUAUCAAAUGAGGUAUUAUUUAUAAGCCUGAGACCUAAUUGGAACUAUCAUUGUAGUGAAACAACCUAUCAAAACAAAUUCAAUUUUUCUGAAGUGUUACUUUUCCUUUGGAAAAACCAUUUCAUCGAAAUGGAAACGCGACGCAAAAAGACAAAUGUGAUACUCCAAAAUUAUUAUUAUUAUUAUUAUUAUUAGAUUGGCCAGUAAUGGCUAGCCUUGCCUAGAAAGCUGUAAAUUUUUUUUCUGUGUAGUCUAUAAUUUUUCAAAAAAAAACUUAAUAAAAUUGAAAAUUGACUAUCAAGUGUACAAUUUUGAAUGUAAUCUUUAAAGAUAUUAGCUGCAAAAUAUGAUCAAAUUAUAAAAUUUAACAAUGCAAAAUCGAUUUAACUAAAUUAUUGAGUUUAAUGGCAUAUAGGGUAAGUGUGCCAAAUUUCGGCAUAGUUGCAUAUAAGCACCGAAGUCCUAAGUUUGAAAUGCAAUAUUUUUAAUUCACAUUGAUAUUUUUUGUUACUUCCUUUUCGGGAGGAUUGUGUGGAAACUUCAAGACUAGUUUAUCAUUUUUGUUUUCUUUUUAAUCACUUCCUAAAAUAUUGAAAAAAAAUAAUAAAAAUAUGGACAUUGCUUUGGGUAGUAUUUCGGCCACUUUGUGUGAAAUUCCGGCCACCUUUUAUCUGACAACCUUUUGUGACGGAACGGAUAGAAAAUUUCAAAACGUCAAACGGAACGAGUUUAAUAUUUAAUUUAAUACGUUUAUAUGACUCACAAUCCCUGAGAUCUUCUUUGUAAUUUGUCCUAAACACCUGAAGAGUAGCAUCUCAAAUUUACGCGCAGAUUCCCGUAGCAAUUUGCACUUCCUGAACUCUUCCAAGGCCUUUCCACAUCAUCUUUUUCAUAGAAGAGAUGGUUUUUUUCUCUGGACAUUGUAGAACUCAGAAAUUGAAAAAAAAAAACAUAAAAUGAAUAAGAAAUUUAGGAAAGCAAAAGAUGUUGCCGGAAUUAGCAACACUACCUCACCGGAGAGACGCUCACAAAGUAUAUACUUUUUUUACUCGAAAUACAGGAUCCAGCUGGGAAAUUUUACCCGAAAUUUAAAGAUUGAUUCACUAUUAACAUAAAUAGAAACAAUCUUUAAUGAAAACUAAUCAAUUUUCAUGAAAAACACCGAAGGAAAACCUUUUGCACUUCACCACAAAUCACAAGACUGCUAGAAACACAAGCGAUCUGUCACAUUUUUUGUAAGACUCUUUCUACACUGAGUUUUUACAACGCAAUUUAAAUUCAAAUUAUACCUUAAAUUUAACUGUUUUUGUGUU